Molecule: messenger RNA, 2929 nt
Organism: Exophiala oligosperma
Lineage: Eukaryota; Fungi; Ascomycota; Eurotiomycetes; Chaetothyriales; Herpotrichiellaceae
Exons: 1
Coding region: 198-2411 (737 amino acids)
Molecular function (GO): protein binding
Source: RefSeq, a predicted model, not a curated record
CUUUCAUUUUCUCCGUUCAUCAAGGGCACCAUUUCUGAACGCAGACUACAUGCUCGGAAGUCUCUCAAAUUGCUGACACACGGGUACGAUGUUCAUGGCUUGACACCUGGCCCUCUCUUGAUAACUUUGCUGGGUGCGUGGCCAAUUUCUCAACGUGCUUGGGUUGCAGCCACUCCUGACUCCCCUGCUUGCUUAUAAUGGCACAACCAUCAACGCCACAACCUCAUAUUUUCCAACCAACGCCGAUACCCGCAACUACGAGUUUCUUUAACAGCAUCGCGUCGACUUCUAGGACGGUCUCUGGUUGCAACACACCGACAGGAUCCACAUACCUGAUGCCUACCAGCCCCGCCAAGAAUGCUCUGUCAUCAAAGGAUGGCUCGAAACCGAAAAUUGUCAAGACAACGGGCCAGAAGCCGGCUUGUCUAGUCAACGCAUCUGUGACAUACUGUGGUAACGAGCAGAUCUACGCCUUUGGAGGCUUCGACCAGUUCACAGACGAAGUGUACAAUCACGUGCUGAGGCUGAACCUGAAGACGCUAAAUUGGGCGCUAGUCGACAAUUAUGGAGAUAUUCCGGGAGUUCGCAUGGGCCAUUCAGCCUCGUUAUACCAAGGUGACAAACUUCUUGUCUACGGCGGAGAGAACGAACAUCGAGAGUAUUUGUCCGACGUUGUGAUUCUAAACCUCAAAGACCAUCACUGGACUCAACCAGAAGUUCAGGGGCCUAUUCCCAAGGGUCGCGCUCGCCACGCAGCGGUCGUCUACGAAGAUAAAUUAUUCGUCAUCGGUGGUCUGACAGGCGAAGCUAAUUACAUCCUCGACGACAUCUGCUACCUUGACCUGAAAACAUGGACAUGGUCUAAGACCUGGAGCUUUGUCCAGCGAUUUGAUCACAGUGCCUGGAUCUGGGGUGGCAGACUAUGGGUGUUGGGCGGCCUCGGCGCAGACAUGGAGCGUCCAUCUGAAAUAUGGUGGUUGGAUCUCAAGGGGAGCCCUGCCCUUUCUGGUUCCGGAAAACAUUAUUCCACCAUGGGACGACUUCCAGGCUCUCGAUCGGAUCCUUUCUUGCAUCCAAACAGAGCCGAUCGUGUCGAUACAUACACAGCAAACUCGGGCAGCGUUCACAUCCGUUCGUCUCGUAGAGAGAAACCUACAGCGCCUGGCGCGAUAUCGUCGCUCAAAUUCGUGUCAGGACCCCAUGUGCCGCUACAGUCAUCCGGGACACACUUCCAUGUGUGCUCAUCCGGAACGUUGUUGGACUUUGUAACACCAUCGUCCACGAUACGGCACAGUGAAUGUAACUUGUCUUCUCUGGAGCUGGACUCGCUAAGAUGGCAACGCCUCGUCGAAGGUCCCGAGUUGUUCCAACCAAAUUACAAAUGGCACUAUUGCACCAUCAACGAGGAUGGGACCAAAGUCUGGCUUCUUGGAUCUACCACCGAAGACGCGUCUGCUAUAGGGCAAGAACUUCAACUGAGCGAGGUCCUCGCUGUGGACCUCAAGAGAUACGGUCUUCUGGGCACGCAAGACGGCACUCUCUCAUCCGAGCAGAACCGUAUUCUUGCCUCUGAACGUCCGACCGUCCACGCUAGUUCCCUAGGCGGAGGAACAGGCCUCGGCUCUGAUUUCGCCGCCAUCUUCGACCAGCCUCCAGAGACCAGUAUGAGUGACUUCGUAAUCACGGCCAACAUUGAAUCAACUGACGACGAUGACGUCUCCGAGAGCGGGUCCCAGGGCAGGUUCUCACUCAAUUCGACUAGCAGUCAAAUGCUCGUGUCUGACAACAGCAAUGUUUCUCACCCGAUUUUUGUCCACAAGAUGAUCCUUCAAGCCCGCUGGCCCCACUUCAGACGCCUCUACGCGUCGAAAAUGGUCGAAUAUCAGACCUCACGUCUGCACAUACCCGAGCCUUAUUCCGUCGUUCGGGCAUUCCUAUACUACUUGUACACCGACAGCAUCGCCCCACACGCCGAAUUCUGUCGCGACCUCACCGACGUGGCGGGCAUGCUCGUCAUGGCCAACCUGUACGACAUGCCCAAGUUGCGUCUCUUGUGUGUCAAUCGACUCUCGCGCGAGAUCGACAUUGAACACGCCGCCGUGAUUUGGGAACGCGCCGGACGCACCGAAGAAGAAUGGCUCAAGGCUCGGGCGGCCCGCUUCUGCCUGAUGAACUGGGGCCGCGUCGUCCGCACCGAAGGCUUCAGGAGUCUCAGCCGUCAGAGUCUGAUGGAACUGUGUGAGGUCGUGGACACCGAGGGGAGAGUUGUUGGUGGUGAAGAACUCGACGACGUCUGCGUCGACGGGUUUGGCGCCGGCGGUAGCUACAGACAUCGGCGAAGAAGCCACCGCCCGAGCGAAACGGCUGACGAGACCGAGGGAGACGACGAAGACGGAAUGGAUAUGAACUAGUAUUCCCUUCCUGGUACAAGAAAGAGAAAGGCAGCCGAUACAGCACGUAACGUCUCUCUUGCGGCGAGGAAGGAUAGGAACGGGACACGGGAGGGGAUAACCUGCCUAGGUAAGGUAAACAAGCUCUUCGAGGCCUACCUAUGUAAGAUCAAGCAACCGAGAAAAAAAAAACAUGUGAUACGAAACAAAGGCGGAACAAACAGGCAUUCGAGCGCGGGGGAAGGAAAAAUUUGGGCACAACAAGGGAUGGAUGGCGUUAUGCACAAUGAGCAAGCUCUAUACUGUACUCCGUACUUUUUCUUUUUCAGCCUGACGAAGCGAGACAUUGACUAUUAUUGGCAGCGCAUCAACAACGACGACGACGACAUAGCUUGGGCUCGGGGACACGUCUUUGAACUUUUCUUAUUUUCUUCUUUCCAUUUUUCAUUCCCAUCAGCAUCAGGUUCCUUCACACUAUUCUAGGUAGUUUCUUUUUCUUCGCAGCUUAUAGAAGUAUGACUUUUUGUACAUGAUAUCCC